Molecule: messenger RNA, 3254 nt
Organism: Polyodon spathula (Mississippi paddlefish)
Lineage: Eukaryota; Metazoa; Chordata; Actinopteri; Acipenseriformes; Polyodontidae
Product: putative methyltransferase NSUN7
Exons: 12
Coding region: 231-2357 (708 amino acids)
Molecular function (GO): methyltransferase activity
Source: RefSeq, a predicted model, not a curated record
UCGUUGGGUGUUGAACAGAUUGAGAUCCAGACAGGGAUGGGAUUAGAUUGAUUAUUUUGGUGUUGUUUUUCAGAUAGUGCUGCGAGAUAUCGUAGGCAUAUUUUUUUCAAACGUAACAGUUGCCGUAACUUCUGAAAACUUUUGAAGACUUUUCAAGGCAUCCUUGAGCAAACUAGUGGAACCUGCUGUUAUAAACAGUUUUAUAAUAAAGAGAGACUUUCAAAAGUGCCAUGGAAUUGCAGUCCUCCAGCUUGGAGAGGAUGGACAAAAUCUCCAGUUUGGAUGACCUGACCAUCUCAGACAAGGCUAAUUCAACUGGUUACCCAGAUUAUGUCUACCUGAAUGCAGCAACGAUUUUCCAGAACAUUCAUGUGGAGAAACCCCAACAUCAACGACUAGUGGGCUACGGCACAUUAACCAAUCUCCCAAUGCCAGUGUUCGAAGAUGAAAAGUCUCAGCGCUGGUCUUUCGAACUUGCAUUCAAUGCAUUAAAAUAUCAGGAUUUUCUGGAAGAUUUAAUGAUUGACAGCUGUUUUUACCCAUCUAAUCCAAGUCAUGAUGACUCAACUAGCCUGGUUGUUGUGAUGUUGUAUGAUUUCCAAGAUCGCAAGUUUCAACCUAGACUCUGUCUAGCUGACGAAGAGGAGAUAGAAGAAGUGAGAGAAGUAGAAAAGUCCCUGAACAGUUUUAAAACAAAAAUAGCUGCUUCUCUGGCUCGCUGUCGAAUCAAACUCGACAUUCUUACCAUCGACUACCUCUUGCCCGAAACUGUAAGGAAAAAACAAGAGAGAGCCUCUACCCUCCCUCUGUACGCUUGGGUGAACACAAUGAAAACCAGCCUUGAAGACGUGUGCAGUUCCUUGGUGAGAGAUGGAUUUGUGAAGGUAAAAUCAAUCACUGAACUUGAAGGAUUAACGUUCUGUCAGGACCUGCACUGUAAGGAUUUGUUGGGUUUUCCUGCUCAUCUCAAAGAUGACCUUUGUGGAAUGGAGCUCUUUACAGACUACAAGCUAGUUAUUCAGGAUAAAUCUCGCAGUCUGGCUGCACACUCCGUGAAGGCCUUGAUGAACAUGGAUGAUGAUGUCAUCAUUGGAAGCGUGGCAUCAGGCUUGACCAUCGCUCACAUGUCUGCACUGACUGAUCAGAACACAAGCAAAAUCUUUGUUUGUGGCGUAAAAUCUAAAUCCCAGCAGGAACAACUGCAAAAUUUCUUCACACAAAUGCAAUGCAGAAAUAUAAAGCUAAUACCUGACACAUUUACAGACAUUGAUCCUACAAAUCCACCAUUACAAACAGCUAAAAUUGUUUUGCUCCUGCCCCCGUGCAGUGUGUCUGGUGUCAGUAACCCAGUCGAUUUCAUCUUAAAUGAAAAUGAAGAUGCUGGUCUUCUCCAGGAUAUUUCCAGGGGAUCAAUAUCAGAAGAGAAACUGAACAGCCUUGCCAAGCACCAAGAACAAAUCAUGACACACGCAGUGAAAUUUCCCAAGGUGCAGGCUGUGGUGUACUGCACAUGCUCAGUGUACCCAGAGGAGAAUGAAGAUGUGGUGAAAAAAGCACUGGCAUAUAAACUUGAAGGAAACAAAGUUCAGCCAUACAGACUCAGUCCCCCAGUCCUGCCACUCUGCAGCAUUUUGGAAAUCGAAAACGCAAGUGAGAAAUGUUUCAAACUGGAACCAUCCGAGACAAACAACGGCUGUUUUGUGGCCGUGCUGACAAGAGAGCAGGAUCCUUCUGGCACAGUCUCGGUCAAAGACGUUCUGGCUCGAGCUGCAGCCAAGGGGCUCUUGGACGGUAUUGAAAAAACUAAACCAUCGAAGAAAGAAAGAAGGAAAUCCAAGCCAGCAGCACAGGCCGCUCUUGUGAGCAGUGAAACAGAGGGCAGAAUUGCAGAGUUCUUGAAAAAAGAGAGUGAAGAGGCCACUGACAUUGCAGUAAGGCCUUACAUUAGCAGCAACUCCUUGUUCAGGGAGAGCAAGACAAACAUUUCCGUUCCACCAAACAGGCUCUCCAAAGCCAUUCCUUCCAUAUCUAGGAUGAGUCCAGUGAAAAAGAGUCUCUCUAGAAGUUCCACCACAGAGCGGCAUUAUGAACAUUGUCGCUCUAGUGCUGCAAGGCCAAGACUUGAAGAGAUGUAUGUACUGAAGCCAGUGGAGCUGACCCUUCCUCCAGUGAUUGCUCUGUCUCACAGUUCCUACAUGUGUAAAAGCAAAAGCCCCCCUCAUCUCUCAUAUUUUCACUGUAAGAGUAGAUACAGUCUUCCAAGGAACUCACUAACACAGACAUCUUCUACAAACAUGAGCAAACACAGUGACACUCUUUCAACUUCAACCGCAAAGCACCCCCGACCUUGGUUAUGAGUGAGGAUAUAUAUUACUAUAUAUUAUACUUAAAGCCUUAUGGUAUUCAUACUGGUCAUCCAGACAUUUUUUGUUUAUUUAACAGCCAUGGUGUUCCAUUUUUACAUAAAACAUGCUGCAUUGGGAUAUUUUCAGUUGUAAUGGGGUAUGAUGGCACUUAAAUCUUUUUUAAGUUCUGCAGGGGUUCUCUUAUCCUGCACCAAUGCAGUGGAAUGCCUCAUUCCAACAUGAUUUAGAAGCAUAUGUGCAGUCAGCUGGGGGAUUUGCCAUUUUCUCCUUGAAGCUCAAGCACAUCAUUUCCAGUUACGGAUAUUAACCCCUUAUCCAAAUCUGAUAAGCCAGUGAAAGCUACAUAGCCUUGUACGAGAAAACAAUGUAUAGUAUUACAAGUAGUCGAGAUGCCUCUUCAGCACCGGCCAUGAACCCCACUCCCCAGCAACAUGAAAUCACAGGUCAUUCUUUAAAAUAAGAUGUCUUUCUUAUUGUUUGAAUUAAACUGUACCAUAAACAAUGGCUAAAAUUCCUGAUCAACUUUGGCUUGUUGGUGGUCCUCAUGAUUAUUAGGAACUUUAUCUUUUUUUCCUAUUAAAAUAGGAAGUCUAAUACUGAUGUUCAAAAUCACUUAAUUUGCUGCAGUAACUAAACACUACUUAUAGUUGUGUAUCGGCAAAAAUGUCACCUUUGCAAGUUACAUUAAAUCAAGUCAGCUGUUCAGAAAUCUGCCUUACUGAUUUUUUCAGUUAAGUGUUCCAUUCCAUGUGCCAAACAUGGCAUAAUUUACUGCAUUAUGCUUGUAUGUUAUAUGAUGUAUAUUAUAUGAUGUAUAAAUCAUAUGUUAACACUGUGUAUGUGUAGUACUUUUACUUCUGGGUUAUAAUCAUAAGGUGAAAUAAAAAA